Molecule: messenger RNA, 3177 nt
Organism: Drosophila albomicans
Lineage: Eukaryota; Metazoa; Arthropoda; Insecta; Diptera; Drosophilidae
Exons: 7
Coding region: 444-1910 (488 amino acids)
Source: RefSeq, a predicted model, not a curated record
CAGUUACAGAAGAAAAAACAACACCAAGCGAAUCGGACGUGUAUGUUAAUGACGACCGCGACCGUUGCGCGCGUUUAAAGUGUGUGGCUAUUUGCUAAUUGUUAUUUUUUAUUGUUUUUUUCGUGUGUGUUAUUGCUUGAUGUGCAAGCAACUUGUCGCGCGUGUAUCAAUUGUGAAUUACUAAUAAAAUGCAAACAAACAUAAUUAACAACAACAAUAACAAAAAGUGAUUUGUUACCUUGAUGCUGCAUUCUCUCCCACUCGCUCUCUGCCUCUCAUUUUGGUCCUGUUAAGCGCACAAGCGCACAAACCAGAUAAUAGUUAACAAAGUUGCGCUCCAAAAUUGAAGUAGUUACACAUUCAAUAGGAAAAACCUUCCGGACGCUGCGGCAGGAGCAAAUCUCGCCGUUUAGUCGGACCAAAAUCACAGGACGUGCAGCAUCAUGACUUUCUACUGGUGGUCCCAUUGGUUCUGGAUAACCUGUCUGAGUGUGCAACUUCUGCCCAAUGGCAUUCCUCAUGUGCAUACAUAUCCCAGUCAGGACAUUAGCCUAGAAUCAACAACGCCGCAGGAGCAACGCAUGGAAUUGACAAACGAUCGUCGACAGCCAGCGACAACAACAACGAAGCUGUAUCAGACGACGGCGAGCCAAAGCUGGACAGCGGCUACGCAGCGGAACAUCAUGGACUUGACGAUCAAGACAACAGCGACGCCAACGACGUCCACAACGACAACAAGCUACACACCAAUCGAGGAGACGGAGGAGAAGGAGCCGGAGAAGGAGGAGGGACAGGAAGCGCCCUUAAAUGUUGACAAUGAUGAUGAUGAUGCGUUGGCGAUCGAUGACAUCAAUGGUGACGAAGUCGAGGAGAUUGAUGUGGAGGUGGCCGACGAAGGAGACGUGGAAAAGGAGGAGCCACUGAUGCUGCAACACAAUCAGUUUGAGUUCAAACGUUCGGCAGAUUUUGCAGCGCUGCCAACAGAAGGUGAAGGAGGAGGAGGAGGAGCAGAAGUCGCUGCAAUUUCACACGCAGAGCAGCUGAACAACUAUACGAAUUUCAGUCGUAGCACAAGUACAAACACAAACAGCAGCUGCAGUUCAUGCAAUUACACGAGACCAGCGAAACUGCAACUCAGCACCAUCCUAACAGCAACCACAACAACAUUGGCCUCAACAUUGACGAGAUCAACAACCAGAAGAACUACAACGAUGCCGUCAACGUCAACGACAACGACCACAUCAUUGUUGUCCACAUCAUCAUCGACAGUAAGUGCGCCGGCAAAUAGCACGGCACAGAGUCAGUUGGCUGCCACUCCAUCGACGCCCAAAAUCAAUACCGAAUGGCUGUCGGAUGAGCUGCAGAAGGCGCCGUUUACGCUGGAGAAUGCCAACAAGGAGGAUGAAUUACGUCGCGCUGAGAGCGAGCACCGAUCACGCAAAUCGAAGGUGUUGUCGGCCGAAUAUAAGCACAUCAAUCGCUACAUUAAUUUCUCCAGCGACACAAAAAGUCUGCUCACACGCUCCGCCUCGUCCACGCCCAGCAUAAAUGGCUACAAUCCCGACGAGGGCAACAUUUCAUCCGAAGCGCUGGCCAUUCAACGUACAUAUUUUCUGGAUGCCGGCGCUAUUUCGGCCAUUUGCUUUACGGUCUUUGGCAUCUGCUGCACAGUGGGCACCAUUGGCAUUGUGCUGUAUCGGCGACGUUACCUAAACAAACCGCAGGCGCUCAGCGAACCAGAUUCGAGCGUCUACAUCGAUGAUAGUACGAUGCGUGUAAGUUCUCUUUUGCAAUUGCAGGAUAACUCGGAUGAGAUGUAUAGCCUGGACAACGAUUCGUUUCUCAACUCACUGGAGGCAAUGACAAUACAAAACUACUGGACAGACACUGUCAAACAUACAAAGCUUUAAUUUUUCUAGCGUCUGUUGUGCAAGGUUUCGAUUAAUAUUAUUUUGUUAUUUUAUUUUAUCCAAAUAUCCGGUACUCACGGUUAGGUGACAUUUUUUUUUUUGUGACAAUCAACAAAAGAGAGUAUGACAACUCUUAAAAAAACAAAAACAAAAAAUACAGCUGAUCUUGCAGUGUCUAUAAGCACUAGAGUUGCCAAAUUUGAUUUGUAGUUUUGGAAAUAUUGCUGUGUAUUGAGUACCGGAUAUCUAAACAGUCGAGCAUACUGGCGACUGUAAUUGGAUUGUUUUCUAUUUUCUUCAUCCCAUACAUUUGCUUCCCCACUAUCGCUUGUUCGCCCCUUCCCAAUCCUCAUAUUCUAACUGGAAAACCAACAGACGUGGAGCACACAAACAAACACAUCAUAAUCAUUAAGUAGGCGCCACUAUGCGCGUAGCUAAUAAUCAUUUAAGUGACAAGAAGAUGAUGAAGAGGGAUGAUGAGUAGCAGGAUUUGAAGGUCCUGUAGUGUAUGUAUUUACUAAUUAAUAGGCAUUCGUGCAGCUCAACAACAGAGGAGCAAAACCUAGACUUAAGCCAAACUACCAAAAUUAUGUUUAGUAUGUGUAUAAUUUGUAAGUGCGCAAUGUUAUUUGCUAGUUUUAAAACACUGUUGACACUCAUAUUGCCUGCUGUCCAUUAUCAACACUACCAUCACACAACAACAACAACAACAACAACAACAACAAAGAACAGUAGUGGAAGGCAACUGGGAUUACGAUUACCGAUAGCGAUACACCGAUUCAUCGAAGGUCAAACCAGAUUUUAAUUUUGAUAUACAUACAUAUGCAUGCAUAUGUUCUGUAUGUAUGUGUGCAUGUGUGUAUACUUAGCAUUCCUUAUUGCAAAUUCUGUUAUACUAUCGAUAAAUACUACAAUAUAAUUCUACACUUAAUUAUCUUUAGCCUAAUUUACUUACACUUACUCUUAUUUAUAUAUUCUUACUAUUUAUGCAGUUUUUUAUUUGAAAUGUUAAGUAUUUUCGAAAUUAGUUUCGUUCAACAAUACAAUACGUAUGUAUGUACAUAUGUAUAUUGUUUCCCCACACGAUGAUCGAUCAAUGACUACCAUAAUAUAUGUAAUAUUUAUGUAUACAGUUUAGAUUUGUGUCUGUCCAACAAUUAAACGCAAUCAUUCCUUCCAGUUUAGCAUAUAGUGCAACUUUAUAUGAAAUUAUUGUAUUACAAAUAAAUCAAACAUACUACAAAUUACAAAAAAUUCACACAAGAUA